AUGUUGUGGUGGUCUGAGGAAGACUCUGUAAUGUCUCUGUGUUUGUGUUUCGCAUCCAGGUUGACAGUAUUGGCUCUGAUGACACUGCUGAUGGUCUCGGUUGAAUCGGACCUCUCAAAUGAAGAGUGGAAGUCUCUGAGUAACCCUCAGAGCAGGACCCUGUUUUUCCGGAUCCUGCAGUCCUAUCUCGAAGGCAGAGAGAGUGACGCUCAAGCGAUGAACAGGAAAAUGAAUGUGAAGGAGAACAAAAACAGCAAUGUAGAAAAUACUGGUUAUGACAAGUAUGACCUCUUUCUUCACAAUGACAUUUAUGAUGUUUAGUUGAAGAUUUCAUUUUUGGUUUGACAGUGUCUAACAUGUAAAUCGGGUAUUACAUCUAAUAG
Messenger RNA from Onychostoma macrolepis, 383 nucleotides. RefSeq lists its product as uncharacterized. NCBI's taxonomy places the organism in Eukaryota, Metazoa, Chordata, Actinopteri, Cypriniformes, Cyprinidae. The coding region runs from base 1 to 321 and encodes 106 amino acids. The transcript is spliced from 2 exons. The record is from RefSeq and is a predicted model, not a curated record.